Messenger RNA from Musa acuminata subsp. malaccensis (wild Malaysian banana), 1561 nucleotides. RefSeq names its product probable inactive purple acid phosphatase 16. Gene Ontology annotation, cellular component: cytoplasm. Lineage: Eukaryota; Viridiplantae; Streptophyta; Magnoliopsida; Zingiberales; Musaceae. Gene Ontology annotation, molecular function: hydrolase activity, acting on ester bonds. The record is from RefSeq and is a predicted model, not a curated record.
GCAGGGUAACGAACUGGGAGAAACGACAAUGACGGCGGCAAUUCGUACAACAUUAGGUACGAGUUGGUAUAUUCCUUCCAUGACGGAUCCGGCUGACGGAAAAGAGCGUUCCGCUUGUCCUUCGAUAAAGGAAAGUAGUGCCGAUGGAGUGUCACUGUGCUUCCCCCGCGAAAUCUCAGUUGCUGCAUCUACGAAGCCGGAAUGGGGACGCCUGCGCUCCUCCUCUUCCUGGUGAUCGUUCUCGCCGCCAAAUCGGAUUGCCGAGGCCAUCAUGAGGCGCCGUCGCUUUGGCAAAACCCCCUUCGAUUCUCCGCCGACUCGGCGUUCAAGAUCGCUCUCUUCGCCGAUCUCCACUACGGCGAGAACGCGUGGACCGACUGGGGCCCCGCGCAGGACGACAACUCCGACCGGGUCAUGUCGGCUGUGCUCGAUACGGAGAUCCCAGAUUUUGUGAUCUAUUUGGGGGAUGUCAUCACUGCAAACAACCUUCCUAUUGCUAAUGCAACCUUGUACUGGGAUAGGGCACUUUCUUCUUCUAGAAGCAGAGGAAUCCCUUGGUCUACUGUGUUUGGCAACCAUGAUGAUGCUCCAUUUGAAUGGCCAUCUGAAUGGUUUUCAGCCACUGGAAUUCCACAAGUCAUUUGUCCAUGUGCAAAUAUCUCGUUUUCAGAUGGAGAAGUGGAUGAUACAGUUUUGAGCGAUUGCAACUUUAAGGGAACAACACGAGUCAAGUUGAUCAGUGCUGAGAUUAACAAUAAUAGGUUGUCUUAUUCAAUCAGUGGUCCAAAAAACCUUUGGCCUAGUGUUUCCAAUUAUGUGCUGCAAGUAUCUUCAUCCAAAGAUCCAAAACUACCAGCUGUUUUCCUUUACUUCCUUGAUUCUGGUGGUGGUUCAUACCCAGAAGUAGUAUCUAAUGCUCAAGCUGAAUGGUUCUUGAGGCAAUCACAGAAGAUCAACCCAGAUGCAAGCAUUCCUGAGAUUAUCUUUUGGCAUAUACCAAGCACAGCAUAUAAGAAAGUAGCUCCCAUGCCUAUUUUUGGAAUACAUAAACCAUGUGUUGGUUCCAUCAACAAGGAAAGAGUGGCUCCACAGGAAGCUGAAUGGGGGAUCAUGGAUAUAUUUGUAGAUAGGCCUUCCAUUAAGGCAGUCUUUGCUGGCCACAACCAUGGAUUGGAUUGGUGCUGCCCUUACAAGAACCUUUGGUUGUGCUUUGCUCGCCACACCGGUUACGGUGGCUAUGGCGACUGGCCAAGAGGAUCGAGGAUUCUCUCCAUGACCGAACAGCCAUUGUCCAUCGAGUCUUGGAUACGGAUGGAGGACGGAACUAAGCAUAGCCAUGUCACCUUGAGCUCCUAAACUGCUCAAAUGUAUCAAAGGAUUAUGAACAAGUAUCUGACAGCACUUAAUUCUUUAAGAGAAAACACAAUGUUUGUGUCAGUAAUAUAUAAUGGCAUGUGGCUAGUGAUGCAUGUAUAGCUUUUUUAUUAUUUGGCAGCAUCGUCUCAUUGUCAGUUGUUGGUGGAUAAAAAUAUAUAGUAGUAAUGUAGGUAUAGUUUUUUUU